AGGGGUACCCAAUAGCCCCAACAGAACUUGUAUAUAGCCAGCCAAUCAGUGACUGGAGAGUUGGUGCGCGGGCGAAUGGAGAGAGAGGAGGGGGCGGGACAAGCGGCAGACGGAGAAUGACGAGAGAGAAGAUGGCGGCGCCCGUAGAGUUCCCACGUUAUUGUGAGUGAAUAACAGGAAGAUAAGUCAGUUAGUUGUAAGUUUAGCUCUGAGUUUAUUAAGUUUGUUAGUGUCCGUGUUACGGAAUAAUUACGGUUGGAGUGAAGAAGGAGUCUACACCACCAGCACUGAAGAUCACCCGGUGUCGCUGUCAAAAAGUAUAGCACGUUGUAGUGUGAGGCGGAAUGUCCUCGCUAGUUAGUGAAGUGUUAAACAUUUAGAAACAAGCUCGUCGCCAACGUCGGAGACUUCACCAGGCCAGGGAACUUGGACAGCUAGCCGUUCGCCACUACAGGGCCCUUGAUGUGCCCGCAGCUCACUUGCCCUCUCUCCCUCCCUCUCCCACGCCACUGACAGAUGGUGUGGUUUGUGAGUAUUACCCUGCCACAUGUGACUCCACAUUGUCAACGAGCAGCAAAGUGUCCGGGACGGUAAUGUCCGAUUUGGGAACAGUUCAAUACACCUUGAGGACCGUGGCUCGACCAUUUUGAACUGAACGUGCAAAACAGUGAACUGCAGUGAACAUCAUACUGAAUGUGGAAAACAUUGGACUUUGAUUGUGAAAUAUGUUUAUUGUGCAAAACGAACUUCUGUUAUGGGUUUGAAUGAUGUAAUUGAAUGUCUUUGCAUUUAAUUAGGAGUAAGAGUGUUAAACUUGACUUGGAGUAUAUUGCAUUUGUGUACAUACCGUAUGUUGCUAGGGUCAUUAACACACAGUGGAUUCAGUGUAUGUUGGCACGGGGCAUUGGUAUUUUGUGUUCUGGUUAUUGUGCCCUUUUCAGUUAGACGAACUCACCGGUGAGUAGGACAGGUGUGUCUGUUAGAGUAUUGUCAUGAGCAGGGCGGGAAGUGUUUCAGUGUGACAUAAUUGUUCUAAACUAAUUAAAUAAUAAAUUUAAUGUAACUUUUUCCUAUGGUUAGUUCCACCUGUUACACAAGGUUUAAUUUAAACUUUUGAUCGCCGUAAAAUGAGUUCGAAAUACGAUCAAAGUACUGGUUGCUGUGAUUCAUGUAAGUUAGCAAACUAGGUUAAGCUGACUUUUCAUUCAUUAACAUCGCAACAGUGCAACAAGACGUGAUUAGAUGAAUGGGCACACUUUCAAUCAUUGCCAUGGCGAAAGACCAGAUCUGGGUGACUCGUGUAAACUACCAUCUGACUAAUUUGUACGGCACUUGGCUAUCAUCACAACUCUACAGGGAAUGCAGAGGAAGGCAGAAGCCAAGGCAGCUGUGACAGCCCCCUGUUUCAGACGAGGCACCGGUACGCUCACACGCCAGGAGUGGACAGUGAAAGCGGGAGUAAAUCCCACAGCUCCCCAAAUGAAGUUCAGAGUGACAGCCCAAGCUGUGAGUCUCGUCUGUGAUGACGGUCCAGCUGGACGUGUCUGCUGAGCUCACGCGACUGAAGGACAUGGUGAUGGAGCUGAGGGUGGCGCAAACUGCCACUCAGGCUGGGUUAGAGUGCAGCAAAACCCAACUGGACAAGAUGGAGACUGGGGAUACAGACACAAACAUGCCUUAGAUACUGCACUACUCAACUACUCAAAUGUAAGUAGUUCAGCUGAAUAUGAAUUCACAGAACUGAAGUCAAGGAUGACUGAGAGUGAGCGUGAGGUGAAGAAUCUAAAGCAGACAAUUCAGCACUCAAGGCAGAGUUGAUGGAUGCUAAAGACAGACUAACAACCAGUGAGAAGGAAAUCGAGAGUCUAAAGAAGAAUGCAGAACAACCCAAGGUUGCGUUUUCAGUAGCUCUGACAGACUCUGGAUUCAUGGGGCCAGUUUCUGUUGACACUAACUUGGUUUAUACCAAAGUCAUCACCAAUGUGGGACAGGCCUACAAUCAUAUCACAGGUUUCUUCACAGCGCCAGCGAGGGGUGUCUAUUACUUCAGAUUUACCACUAGGGACAGUCCUAACUCACACUACAUGGGGAUACUGCUGUGUAAGAAUGGGGAGAAGGUCAUGUUUGUGCAGGAGUAUGACUGUGGAGCGCCAUCUAGUGUCCCAACAAGAUUAAAACAUGAACCCCAAAUGGCUCCUACAAUGACAAUGAUGGCCUACCUCUCAAGUGGUGCCUCUCUGCAGCUGGAGGUGGGAGAUGUGGUGAACAUGCGUCUGCCUGCUGGCUACAGGGUCUAUGAUGACUUGGAUAAUCACACCACCUUCACUGGCUUCCUUCUGUUUACCCUGUGAGGAUGGUUACGAUAGUCACCAUGGUUACCCGGUGAGGAUGGUUAUGAUGGUCACCAUGGUAGGACAAGUCGCUGUUGUUGUUUGUGACAAAUGUGACAUUAUAUCGCAGAAAAAUGUAUCACUAAAUAAUGACUAUGAGUGCUAAGGAACCUAGACUAAUUUAUAUUGAUUUUUGACAGCAAAGGUAAGUAGGAUACAAGUGUGUUUGUGUUUUGUUGUUUUGAUUUUUUUGUCUUAUUCAGAUGUAGUUCAACCAUGUUUUUUUCAUGCAAAGUUAUAGAUAAAAUUAAGCUUGUGAGCGCUAUUACUGAAACUGUUUGUAAACACAAAUUACUUGAUUUAUGGGUUCUUGUUUAUGGAAAUACACUUUAUUCACUUAAUUCGCAAAGUAAACUUUGAAACUUCUUCACUACUUGUUAUAUGCUGCAUAGACUGAAAAUUACCUCCAGUUCAGACUUUGUUUUACCACUUGAACUAGGUAUAUGUGCUAUACUGUACAUGUGCAUGUGUUAUGGGUCCUAGAGUUCUUGUAAUUGCGGUCACAAAGAUUUUCAAUGGUUUCUCCACUAGGUGGUAUCUUGAGCUACUUAAGAUGUUUAGAUGUAUGUUUGACUCAAUUUCUCAUCAUGCAUGUAACAUGACACUUCCUGUUGAGCGUUUGGAUGAAUGACUGGAUGUCCGCGUGAGUUAAAUUUUUGCAAGGAUUGAGCUACUCUGUAAAGACAAUACAAGCUGUAAUAUCCUCUGUUAUGCUCUCUGAAGAACUGCAAGUUGUAAUAUCCUCUCUUAGUCCACAAGCAGGGAAAAGUAGUAUGUUAUGUUUUGUUUGGUUAUUAUUUUAAUAACGUGUAAGAUUGUUCUUGUGUUUAUGAACGUAUGAUUGAUUGCUGUAUGUCUUUUAUUCAUUUCUGUUUAGUUCUACGGUGUUUUGGUGUCUGUGUUUGUCGGCGCAAUAAAGAACAUCAGUGUUAAAGAACCUGGACCUUGGAUGUGUGACUAAGGGCGGCAUAGUUCUAUUCUGAACCUCUUGUUACUGAUUCACUGUGAGCAUCUUUUGGGACCAAUCAAGUUUCUAAACAGGUUUUCUUUUUUCCAUCUCUCUGUCCAUCCAUCCACUGCUGUUGUCCAAGAGAUGAAGAAAUGUAACAUGAC
This is a messenger RNA of Clupea harengus (Atlantic herring), 3503 nucleotides long. Its product is annotated as complement C1q and tumor necrosis factor-related protein 9-like. Lineage: Eukaryota; Metazoa; Chordata; Actinopteri; Clupeiformes; Clupeidae. Gene Ontology annotation, molecular function: protein binding. The record is from RefSeq and is a predicted model, not a curated record.